UUCCCUAUUUAAAGAGUUUCACUACCAGUCUACUCUAUCUCAUCCCGAGUGAGCUAGGCUUUUCUAUACCUUUGUGCAAAGGAAAACAAACAUCGACUUCUCUCUCUCUCUUUCUCUACUUUCAACCAAGUUAAUUUGCUACCAAAAAAGGAAAAAGUUAAUGGCUUCCAACCAAGAAGCAUCGCGUCUAGAAAAUGGCAAUCUCAAAGGUCUAAGCAGGGAGAUCCGCCAUGGCCGAACAGCUCACAACAUGUCAUCCUCUUCCCUUCGAAAGAAAUCUGACCUGACCCUUGUUUCCAAAGUUCCUUGUGGAUUACUCAGAAAAUUUCUUGCUAAUCUUCAGGAAGUCAUUUUAGGGACCAAACUCUCUGUUCUGUUCCCUGCUAUUCCUCUUGCUAUUGCUGCUCAAUGUUAUGGUUUUGGAAGACCUUGGGUUUUUGCGUUGAGUUUACUUGGACUUACUCCACUGGCUGAAAGAGUCAGCUUUCUCACAGAACAACUUGCUUAUUACACUGGUCCAACAGUGGGGGGACUUUUGAAUGCGACAUGUGGAAAUGUGACGGAGCUGAUAAUAGCAAUAUUUGCACUCAAAGAAAAAAAAAUAGCCGUGGUUAAAUAUUCCCUGUUGGGUUCCGUACUCUCCAACCUUCUUCUGGUUUUAGGGACCUCUCUAUUCUGUGGUGGCAUUGCCAAUCUUGGCAAAGAACAAAAAUUUGACAGAAGACAAGGUGAUGUGAACUCUCUGAUGCUGUUGCUGGCAUUGUUGUGCCAUUUGCUGCCAGUGCUGUUUGGCUUUGCUGGAACUUCCACAGCCGUUGACGCUGCAAACUCUACACUCCACUUGUCCAGAGCCAGUAGCAUUGUUAUGCUCAUUGCUUAUUCUGCUUAUCUCGUCUUCCAAUUGUGGACUCACCGCCAAUUGUUUGAAGCUCAAGAGGAUUCCGAUGAUGACGAUGUUAAUUCGGAAGAAACUCCGGUGAUAGGUUUCUGGAGUGGAUUUGUGUGGCUGGCAGGGAUGACCAUCAUCAUAGCUGUGCUGUCUGAGUAUGUAGUGGGCACAAUUGAGGACGCAUCGGAUUCUUGGGGUUUAUCUGUCAGUUUCCUUAGCAUAAUCUUGCUGCCAAUUGUCGGAAACGCAGCAGAACAUGCGGGGGCAAUCAUAUUCGCUUUCAAGAACAAGUUGGAUAUAUCAUUGGGUGUUGCUUUGGGUUCUGCAACUCAAAUUGCUAUGUUUGUGGUUCCAUUGUGUGUGAUUGUUGCCUGGAUAAUGGGUAUCAACAUGGAUCUCAAUUUCAAUCUUCUUGAGACCGGUUCUCUUACUUUAGCUAUAGUUGCUACAGCUUUCACUUUACAGGAUGGAACUUCUCACUACAUGAAAGGAUUUAUUCUUUUGCUGUGCUAUGUUGUAAUUGGAGCUUGCUUUUUCGUAAACAAAUCUCCACUCAAUAACCGAGCAACUAUCAGCAACGCGGUACCUGGAAUGACAACUGAACCAAUCUUCAGAGUUUAAAAUGCUUCAAUUAACCCUUUAGGGUUGAUGAUUCUGGAAGUGUGGAAAAAACCUGCAGAGAAAAGAUUGGUUGCAUUUGUUAUUCUUUCAUUUUGACUGGAGUGGCCUGUUAGAAAGCUACAUGAUGAUGAAGUAUUUUGCUUUUGCUCAAUGAUCCAGAAUGAUUAUCAAAUUGUCUUUCAAAUUUGGUAACAUUCAUGGUGAAGUCGAUAAUUAGGUAACUUGAUGAAGACAGGCAACUAUAUCUCAUCGUUAUGCUAUCUAUAAAUAUUUUGGAGUGUUUUUUUUUUCUCUCUUUUUUUUCUGAAAAAAAAAUAAUCUAAGUUCUCUUUUAGCUGGUCGAUCAUGUUGUGCCAAGUUUAGUUGUGGCACAUAAGCUUAAGGUUAAUAUAUAUAUAUAUAUAUAUAUAUAUAUGUAUAUGUGCUUUUGUAAUCGAGUUAUAUAUCAAUAAAUGGAAGAUGUUGCGGGUUUGGGUUUGCCAA
This is a messenger RNA of Ziziphus jujuba (common jujube), 1993 nucleotides long. Its product is annotated as vacuolar cation/proton exchanger 3. The transcript has 12 exons. The record is from RefSeq and is a predicted model, not a curated record. Gene Ontology annotation, biological process: calcium ion transmembrane transport; intracellular calcium ion homeostasis. The coding region runs from base 161 to 1510 and encodes 449 amino acids. Lineage: Eukaryota; Viridiplantae; Streptophyta; Magnoliopsida; Rosales; Rhamnaceae. Gene Ontology annotation, cellular component: plant-type vacuole membrane. Gene Ontology annotation, molecular function: calcium:proton antiporter activity.